This is a messenger RNA of Lolium perenne, 669 nucleotides long. Its product is annotated as germin-like protein 1-2. NCBI's taxonomy places the organism in Eukaryota, Viridiplantae, Streptophyta, Magnoliopsida, Poales, Poaceae. The record is from RefSeq and is a predicted model, not a curated record. Gene Ontology annotation, molecular function: manganese ion binding.
AUGGCAUUGUCUCGCUCCGGUAUGCUCCAGGUGCUGCUGGUGGUCGCCGUAGCUCUCGCAGUGGCGCCGGGCGUCCUCUCGGACCCGCCGCCGCUCCAAGACUUCUGCGUGGCCGACCUGAAGGCCGCGACGGCGGUCGACGGGUUCCCCUGCAAGCCAGCGUCGACCGUGGUGGACGACGACUUCUUCUCCGCGGCCAUGGUCUCCGGCCCCAGCACCGACAACCCCUUCGGCGUCAACUCCACACGCGCCACCGUGUCCGCCUUCCCGGGCCUGAACACGCUGGGCCUCUCCAUCACGCGCACCGACCUCGCGCCGGGCGGCAUCAACCCGCCGCACUCGCACCCUCGAGGUUCGGAGCUGGUGCUGGUGCUCAAGGGCGAGGUCAUGGUCGGCUUCACGACGGCGACCAACCAGCUCUUCUCCAAGGUGGUGAGGCAGAACGAGCUCUACGUGGUGCCCCGCGGCCUGCAGCACUACCAGCUCAACGUCGGCAAGGGGGACGCCGUGUUCAUGGCCAUGUUCGACGCCCAGUCGCCGGGCCUGGUAGUGCCGACGCUCGGGCUCUUCGCCACCAAGCCGGCCAUGCCCAUGGAGGUGCUAACCAAGACAUUCCUCAUGGGCGAGGACGAGGUGAGCGCAAUGAAGUCCAAAUUCGUCGGCUUCUGA